AUUCAGCACAAAAAUCACUAUUUAUCUAGAAAAAAAAUUGAAAAUGAAUAUGGUUGAGCGAAAUCGAAGCAUAUAGUCGGAGCAUGAAUUGGACACCGGCAUCACACGGCGGAAGACGAGAAUGUCUCCAAAGCUCCCUUCACAUCUCUUCCCGUGGCUCAUCCUACUAACAUUCGCAUCUUUCUAUUUCUUCUCUUCUUUCCUCUCUCUCAGCACAUUCUCUUCUUCAUCUUCAUCUUCAUCACCAACCUCACAAUCUCUCUCAAUCUCCAACACCUGUAACCUCUUCAGAGGCCACUGGGUCUCGGAUCCCAACCACACCCCUCUCUACGACCAAACUUGCCCCUUCCACCGAAACGCAUGGAACUGCCUCCGGAAUGAGCGGCAGAACAUGACCCUCAUCAACUCGUGGAGAUGGGUCCCACGGAACUGCCACUUGCCCCGGAUCGACCCGGUUCGGUUUCUGGGUAUGAUGAAGAAUACAAAUAUUGGGUUUGUUGGGGAUUCCCUCAACGAGAAUUUCUUGGCUUCUUUUCUCUGCAUUCUCAGUGUCGCUGAUAAGGGCGCCAAGAAGUGGAAGAAGAAGGGUGCUUGGAGGGGUGCCUAUUUUCCCAAAUUCAAUGUAACCGUCGCUUACCACCGUGCUGUUUUGCUCUCUAGAUACCAGUGGCAGCCAAAACAAUCUGAAGCUGGGGUGAAAGAUGGAUCAGAAGGCUUUUAUCGAGUUGAUGUUGAUGUUCCUGCAGAUGAUUGGGCUAAAAUUGCUGGUUUCUAUGAUGUUUUGGUGUUUAAUACAGGUCACUGGUGGAAUAGGGACAAAUUCCCGAAAGAGAAACCUCUUGUCUUUUAUAAAGCAGGACAACCAAUAGUUCCGCCACUUGGGAUGUUGGAUGGACUUAAAGUUGUUCUUACUAACAUGGUUGCAUACAUUCAAAAAGAAUUUCCUGGAAACACACUUAAAUUCUGGCGAUUACAAUCCCCAAGGCACUUUUAUGGUGGUGACUGGAAUCAAAAUGGGAGCUGCUUGUUCAACAAGCCCCUUGAGGAGGAUGAGCUUGACUUAUGGUUUGAACCCAGGAACAACGGAGUUAACAAGGAAGCGAGAGUGUUGAAUUUUGUGAUUGAAGAAGCAUUACAAGCUGCAAACAUUCAAUUGCUUGACUUGACUCAUUUAAGUGAGUUAAGAGCCGAUGCUCAUCCGGCAAUUUGGUUAGGAAGGAAGGAUGCAGUUGCAAUUUGGGGUCAGGAUUGCAUGCAUUGGUGUCUGCCUGGUGUUCCUGACACAUGGGUUGAUAUCUUGUCACAACUGAUCCAUGACGGCUUAGGAAGAACUGGUCGGCUGUAGAAACUGAAGAAGCUAUUUGAAUUCCAUCUUACAUACCAUAAACUGAAAAUUUCCAUCAAGAUGCUGGGGGGCAUGCUGCCAAGUUCUGGGACCAAGAAAUGAGAAUUUUGGGUUGUGCUUGAAAUGUUCAAGGCUGAUCUUGGUUGGAACUUGGAAGGAAAGCUUUGAUGAAGGAAGUAAGCGACUGAUUGGUCGAGCAUAAGCUAUACUGAAAGCAGCUCCGAUCUAAAUAUCAUUCAUCAUUGGGCCUUAACUUGUCAAAUACAUUUAAUCAUUUAAUCCUUUCAUUCAGAUUAUUAUUGUUGUUGUUAGUACGUAAUCUUCUAUUCAAAAUUUGAUAUUUAGCAAGUGCAGUACAUAUUUACGUCAGACUAACUAGCUUGUGAGGGAAAUUAUAAUAAGCAAUGACUCAAUGAGUGCAUUAUCCUUUUUUAUUUAAUUAACUGUAAGUUGUGUGACC
Molecule: messenger RNA, 1805 nt
Organism: Glycine soja
Lineage: Eukaryota; Viridiplantae; Streptophyta; Magnoliopsida; Fabales; Fabaceae
Product: protein trichome birefringence-like 12
Exons: 4
Coding region: 122-1345 (407 amino acids)
Cellular component (GO): Golgi apparatus
Molecular function (GO): O-acetyltransferase activity
Source: RefSeq, a predicted model, not a curated record